GUGGAGGGAAGAAUUGUGAUUGGGUGUGGAGUGUGUACACUCGGUGUUUUGGACUCUCGUUUUCGCCAUCUGUCUUGCUCCCGCACCCAAUCACCCUGUGUGGAUUCAUUCUGCCUCGCGGGGCUGGUAUUUCGCCUCUUGGCCGCGUUGCAAUCGCGUCCUGGAGGUGAGAGCAGUGUUGCGACUGUGAGAGGGUGCUCUCUACCUUCAUGACGGUGCUUCGCGGAGCUGGAGUUUGGAAGUGCAGCGAGGGCGGUGAGGCAUACCGCAGAGAAGACCCAGAGGAAAAGGAGAGGCGUAGCAGCAGGAGGUGCUGGAUUCUGCUGGGUUGGGGCUGCGGUGAGAGUUUCGACGACGCUAUGGCUCGGUGUACUGCGGCGGUCGACCAGGUUUUAGGGUUUAGGGUUUAGGAGGACAGAGGCGGUGGCUCUAGUCUUACGGCGAGCGAGAGCGCGGUGCGUUUCGUAAGACUCAUUGCUGAUGAGCCACAGAGUUGCGGGGGGCAGUCCAGCAGAUUGUCGGGUGUUGAAGAGGGGCAGAACCCCGCGGAUAGAGACGCUAGCCCCAUCACGCAAGGGCCAUCUGGUGUUUCCGCUCAAUUUUUUUUGGCCCACGCCAGCAUCCUUGGAGCAGUCUUCCUAUUGCAUCGAGAUAUCAUUUAGAUGAGGAUAUCUCUAGUAAGGGUAUGGUUUCCUCCAAAAGGGAAAGGGAAAGGGAUUCGAAGGAUUGCUCCCUGAUAGGACAGCAGCCGCUUAUGUUGCGGGAUAACCCGGCCCUCGAAAGGCCGUCACGUCAUCCUGCGGGUCCCUUAGUCCGAUACGAAAAGUUUGUGCGGAUGCAGUAGCCAUUGCAGGUUCGAAAGGCAGUGGCCAUGCAUAUCGGCCAGCAACAGGCGGCACGGGGUGUGCAGAAUGCAAGCGCUCGAACGUUACCGUUCAUGGAUGAAGCACAUCGAGGUGCUCAACCAUCGGACUGCCCUGAUCGAGAACACCUUACAAUACAUUGUCUCUCACCUUCAACGCAAAGUGGGUUAGGGUCUCCAGGACUAUUUGACGACAGGGGCAGAAGAGCUACCAUGGCUGGAAGGAGGCCACCAGUUCAGGAACCUUCAUCUCAAUCAGGAAACCUACCUAGCCAUCCAGCAAGGCGUGGUGAAACUGACAUGAAUCCCCUUACAGCACAGCUCACUGUUAUUUAUGCAGGCAUGGUGCACGUCCAUGACGAUUUACCCUUUGAUAAGGCUCAAGUUAUCAUGCAUUUAGCUGGCAGUGGUAACAACAUUAGCCGUUCUGGAAGUGGUGCAUUUUCUCCUGCUCGUCCACUUUCUGCUCUCACAGCCGUGCCGCAGCUCGUAACGCCUAUGCUAGGGUCCACUGCUCCACAAGCACCCACCCCUUCGACCGCCGGGCUGACAUGUCGCAUCAUACCAGGAGUUAUGCGACGAGCACCAACAGCCAAUGGGUUCCCAAACUCUAUUAAGGCGGAAGUAGAAGAAUGUUCUCCUGACAAAUCACCGACUCCUAGCAGCAUGCCAUCGUCAAGAUCACCCUCACCAGUUUCAGCGGUCCAGCAUCGUGGAUCAUCUCUAGCCUCUAGCCUAGGUUGCCAACAUGGGACAUCCAGUUGCAGUCAACCAGACUCUCCAGCUAUAUCUUCAUUAACAUCACCCAGAGAAAGUGCUUCUGAAGAGAAGUCUAGCAUUGGAACUCACUAUAGAAGAGACCACGACAUGAAACAAGAGGCCCACAAGCGACCUCGGACUGGGAGAUCACCGCCUAGGAUCGAUGGUGAGACCGCAGCUGACGCCUAAGAACACAACAAUUUAUCAUUACGUCAGUUCUCUCCGUAGCUCGUCUUUUACUCAACGAGUUUAUCAAUGUUAGCCAGGCAAUUUGAGCAUCAGGAAAUUAUUUGUAAACACAUCUGGUCGAAGCACUCGAUCGUGACGUAGGCUACACCAGUUGAUAUACGGUAUAUAUCAGCCAUGUGCCUGAAGCUAGUUGAGCUACUAAGAAAUUUUAGGCCUGGUCACGUCAGUUGCACCAUCCUUCAGACGUUCGGGAAUCUUUUCUUAGUUAUUAAAUCGGACUUUUAGGGGUUGCUCAAUUGAUUUGUAAAUGUGAGUUGACAGUAAGCAAUAUUGUAGAGUCAGUUAGGUUCACACUUUUGUUUAUGCACUGUUCGAUUAACCGAAGUGUUAUUGACCCACCGUAAGUUUGCUACUCA
Molecule: messenger RNA, 2226 nt
Organism: Physcomitrium patens
Lineage: Eukaryota; Viridiplantae; Streptophyta; Bryopsida; Funariales; Funariaceae
Product: protein TIFY 6B
Biological process (GO): response to wounding; regulation of defense response; regulation of jasmonic acid mediated signaling pathway
Cellular component (GO): nucleus
Source: RefSeq, a predicted model, not a curated record